UUAGCUUUCUGGGUACUUUCCAUACCUGGAGAGAGAGAGAGAGAGAGAGAGAGAGAGAGUUUGGAGGAAGACUCACACUGAAGAGACAUAGUGAAGGGGUUGAAGAAGCAGAGAGGGGGUCCUACUGCUUAUUUUUUGGAGGGCAGUAACAGUCCCUGUCAAUGAUUUUUACUUGGGUGGUGAUGGUGGUGGCUCUCUCAAUGACCCACCCAAUCAAUAUCACACUUGCUUAUUGCUCAGGAAUUUAAUCAAUAAACCAAACUCCUUCCUCUACUUCACCUUUGUUCCUUUCACCCUCUUUUUUUCUCUCUGGAUCUUUUUCAUCACUUGGAGGAUUUUGAAUUUAAGGUGCCUCAAAAGGGAAAGGUGGAUCUCAGUCAUAUGAGGAGACCUUCAACUCUCGUGGAUGUGCUUCUGGUACUUGCAUUGUUCAGUUGUAGCACAUGGACAGUGUGGAGCAGCACACUGUGCAAACAGACAAACUUGGAUGAUGUUCGACCUCACAGUGUCAGUAUUACUGAAUUUGGUGCUGUUGGCGAUGGGGUCACCCUAAACACAAAAGCAUUUCAGAAUGCCAUCUUUUACCUAAAUUCAUUUGCAGACAAAGGUGGAGCAAAGCUUUUUGUCCCAGCUGGGCGGUGGUUAACUGGUAGUUUUGAUCUCAUCAGCCAUCUAACUUUGUGGUUGGAUCAAGAUGCAGUAAUUCUUGGAUCAACGAACUCUGAGGAUUGGCCAAUUGUUGAUCCUUUACCAUCUUAUGGGCGAGGAAGGGAGUUACCGGGUGGAAGGCAUAGGAGCCUUAUUUAUGGGCGCAAUUUGACUGAUGUUAUCAUAACAGGUAACAAUGGAACUAUCGAUGGUCAAGGAAGUAUAUGGUGGAGCAGGUUUAGGAACAAAACUCUGGAUUAUACACGUCCUCAUUUGGUAGAAUUGAUGAAUUCAACCGGGGUUCUCAUUUCAAAUUUAACCUUCUUGAAUUCUCCAUUUUGGAAUAUUCAUCCUGUAUAUUGCAGCCAAGUUACAGUUCAGAAUGUCACGAUCCUUGCUCCUCUUGAUUCACCAAACACAGAUGGGAUUGAUCCAGAUUCUUCAGACAAUGUAUGCAUUGAAGACUGUUAUAUAAGCACUGGUGAUGAUCUGAUUGCCAUCAAAAGUGGGUGGGAUGAGUAUGGCAUUGCAUUUGGUCGUCCAAGCACAAAUAUUAUCAUCCACAGGCUCAUUGGGAAAACUAAAACCAGUGCAGGGAUUGCUAUUGGAAGUGAGAUGUCUGGUGGUGUAUCAGAAGUUCAUGCAGAAGAUAUUUACUUCUACGAUUCAUAUACCGCAAUCAGAAUAAAGACUACUCCUGGGAGGGGUGGUUAUGUUAGAAACAUCUAUAUCUCUAACGUGACCUUGGCUAAUGUUGAUAUUGCUGUUAGGUUCACUGGUUCAUAUGGGGAUCAUCCAGAUGAAGAUUAUGACCCAAAUGCUUUUCCUGUAAUAGAAAAGAUUACAAUCAAGGACGUGAUAGGAGAAAAUAUCACAAGGGCAGGUCUCAUAGAGGGUAUAGAAGGUGACAAUUUUGUCAACAUCUGCCUAUCAAACAUCACCCUCAAUGUGAGCUCAAGCUUUGCAUGGAACUGCUCUUAUGUUGAAGGAUACUCUGAUUUGGUUUUGCCAGAAGCUUGUGAACCUCUCAAGGAGAGAAUAUUCCCUGACCAUUGUUCAGACUGUUACUACUUGUCAAAUAACCUAAGGAGCUCCAAUAGUCAAAAAAGAGGGCAAGUUUCAGGUGACAUAAGAAGUUGAGUGGAGUUGCUGACAUGUGAUUGUCCAUCUCUAUAAAGAUACAGACAGGGAUGAUUGUUUCUUGUAACUUGUGUGUGCAGUAACAAAUAAUUGAGUGAUUUAUCAUAAAUAGGAAGUCGAAUGAUUUCAUGUAUUGCUUUUCUAGCUAUAUAUAUAUAUGGCUUUGGAAAAGAAAAAAGAAAAAUUUUGUGUUUCUAUUG
Molecule: messenger RNA, 1988 nt
Organism: Gastrolobium bilobum
Lineage: Eukaryota; Viridiplantae; Streptophyta; Magnoliopsida; Fabales; Fabaceae
Product: probable polygalacturonase
Exons: 7
Coding region: 382-1788 (468 amino acids)
Biological process (GO): carbohydrate metabolic process
Molecular function (GO): polygalacturonase activity
Source: RefSeq, a predicted model, not a curated record